Messenger RNA from Acanthosepion pharaonis, 2361 nucleotides. The record is from the annotation of a GenBank genome assembly. Lineage: Eukaryota; Metazoa; Mollusca; Cephalopoda; Sepiida; Sepiidae.
AUGUUCUUGAUUCCUAUCUCAGUUCGCCAUUCUCUCUUUGUCUUGCAGCCUGUUCUCCUUUUCUUGCAGCCCGUUCUCCCCUCUCCCCUUUUCUUGCAGCCCGUUCACUCUUCUCUCCUUUUCCGACAAUCCAUUCUCUCUUCUCUCCUUAUCCAACAGUUCAUUCUCUCAUCUCCCCCACCAACUACAGCCCUUUGUCUCUUCUCUCCUCCUCCGUCUGCAGCCCUUUGUCUCUUCUCUCCUCCUCCGUCUGCAGCCCUUUGUCUCUUCUCUCCUCCUCCGUCUGCAGCCCUUUGUCUCUUCUCUCCUCCUCCGUCUGCAGCCCUUUGUCUCUUCUCUCCUCCUCCGUCUGCAGCCCGUCAUUUCUUCUCUCCUCUUCCUUCUGCACUCCGUUAUCUCUUCUCCCUUCCUCCUCCUGCAACUAUUUUUCUAUUCUCCCCUUCUCCAGCAACCCGUUCUCUCUUCUCCCCUUCUCCUGUAACUUGUUCUCUCUUCUCUUAUCCUGUGGGUCCGUUCUCUUCUCUUAUCCUGUGGGUCCGUUCUCUUCUCUUAUCCUGUGGGUCCGUUCUCUUCUCUUAUCCUGUGGGUCCGUUCUCUUUUCUCCUCUUAGCAACCCGUUCUCUUUUCUCUACACUCUCUGCAACCCUUUCUCUCUUUCUCCCGCCACCUUACACUUCUUUCUUUUCUCUUAUUCACUGCUUCAAUCUUCGACAAGCUUUUCUUUGCAUUAUUAGACAUCAUCCUCCCUUUUUCGCUCGCUAUCCUUUUCUUUCUUUCUUUUUCUUUCUUUCCUCUUGUUUCUCUCUCUCCUCUUGUUUUGUUUUUGAUCUCUCUCUCUCCUUGUUCUCUCUCUCUCUCUCUCUUUCUGUGUUCUCUCACUUUUUCUGUGUUCUCUAUCUCUUUUUCUUUGUUCUCUCUCCCCCAUUCUUUGUUUUCUCUUCCCAUUCCCAUUCCCUCUUUUUUUUUUUUCCUCUUUUCUCUCUCUCCCGUCCCUUUUUCUCUCUCUCUCUCCCUCCCUCUUUCUCUCCGCCUCUUUUUUUUCUCUCUCCCCCUUUUUUUUUUCUUUCUUUUCUCCGCCCCUUUUUUUUUUUUUCUUUCCCGCCCUUUUUUUUUCUCCUUCCCUUUCUUUUUUUUUUUCUUUCUCUUUCUCCCUUUUUCUUUUUUUUCUUUCUUUCUCCGCCCCUUUCUUUUUUUUCUUUCUUUCUCCGCCCCUUUCUUUUUUUUCUUUCUUUCUCCGCCCCUUUCUUUUUUUUCUUUCUUUCUCCGCCCCUUUCUUUUUUUUCUUUCUUUCUCCGCCCCUUUCUUUUUUUUUUUUUUUUUUUUUUUCUCCGCCCCUUUUUUUUUUUCUUUUUUUCUUUCUUUUUUUUUUUUUUUUUUUUUUUUUUUUCUUUCUUUCUCCGCCCCUUUCUUUUUUUUCUUUUUUUUUUUUUUUUUUCUUUCUCCGCCCUUUCUUUUUUUUUCUUUCUCUUUCUUUUUUUUUUUCCGCCCCUUUCUUUUUUUUUUUUCUUUCUCCGCCCUUUUUUUUUUUUUUUUCUUUCUCCGCCCCUUUUUUUUUUUUCUUUCUUUCCUCGCCCCUUUCUUUUUUUCUCUCUUUCUCCGCCCCUUUCUUUUUUUUCCUUUCUCUCCCCCCCUCUUUUUUUUUUUCUUUCUCCGCCCCUUUUUUUUUUUUUUUCUUUCUUUUUUUUUUUUUUUCUUUCUUUCCCGCCCCUUUUUUUUUUUUUUCUUUCUAUUCUUUUUUUUUUCUUUUUUUAUCUCUCUUUUCUCCUGUCCAUUUUUUUUUCUCUUUUUUUAUCUCUCUGUCCAUUCUUUCUUUCCCUCUUUCUCUCUGUCCAUUCUUUCUCUCUCUCUCUCUCUGUCCAUUCUUUCUCUCUCUCUCUCUCUGUCCAUUCUUUCUCUCUCUCUCUCUCUGUCCAUUCUUUCUCUCUCUCUCUCUCUGUCCAUUCUUUCUCUCUCUCUCUGUCCAUUCUUUCUUUUUUUAUCUCUCUGUCCAUUCUUUCUUUCCCUCUUUCUCUCUGUCCAUUCUUUCCCUCUUUCUCUCUGUCCAUUCUUUCUCUCUCUCUCUCUCUGUCCAUUCUUUCUCUCUCUCUCUCUGUCCAUUCUUUCUUUUUUUUUUCUCUCUCUCUCUCUCUCUGUCCAUUCUUUCUUUUUUUUCUCUCUCUCUCUGUCCAUUCUUUCUUUUUUUUCUCUCUCUCUCUGUCCAUUCUUUCUUUUUUUUUUCUCUCUCUCUCUCUGUCCAUUCUUUCUUUUUUCUCUCUCUCUCUCUCUCUCUCUCUGUCCAUUCUUUCUUUUUCUGUCUCUUCGAUGGUCAUCUUCCAUUAUGAAUUUGGCCGCCCUAGAAAAUCAGUCUCUAUCCAAUCCUGA